CGGGCGGUGACGCAGAGGCGUCGGCGAGUGUCAGGUGUCUUAAGGUUUCACAAAAAGAGCGACUCAACGGAAGUUCGCACAGGUAUUGAGAUAGCUGCCAGAGAUGGAGAGUGGUCCAUUCAAUCGUCGGUCCUGGGCGGCGCAGUCCUUACGGGUCACUGCAAAGGAGCUGUCACUCAGUGGACGAGGCAGAAACAAUGCCCUUGCUGAACGCUUCUCCAAGUACCAGAGAGCUGCUGAAGAGGCAAAUUCAGAGAAGAAAAAAGGAUCCUCUGAGAGUGUGUCAGCCUCCCUGCGCUCUGGCAACCUGAGUGCUCUAAAGAAGCGCUGGGAGCAACAGGACAAGCCUUCCUCCGUCCCACCGGCCAGCCAGUCCAGCUCUCGCUGCAGGCCUCCAUCUCUGUCCAGGUCUACUUCUAUCACCGAGCCCUGUCCUCCACUAAAGAGCCCCGGCCUGCCCACCUCUCAGGGAAGUCAACUUACAGUCAACUGUGUCACGCAGCCAGCAACAGCUCCAGACGCAUCCAAAGGUGAGGAGCAGAGAGCGAGACCUGAAAUGCUUGAAGAGCAAGUUCCAACCAGCCCCUGUGCCUCUUAUGAAAAACCCCGAGUGCCCCUGAACAACCUGAAGAUGAAGUUUGAGAGGGGAGAGGACACCAUGAGCAAGGGUGGCAGGACAACCCGUCACAGUACUUCAUCAGAGGACAUGGACCAACAUGGAGGUUCGUCCGUGCCUGACAGAGUGCUGGAGUCCACAUCCAUGAGGGAGAAGAUGGCCAAGUACCAGGCAGCUGUUUUGAAACAAGGCACCACUCGCUCUGGUCUAGUUCCAGAGGUGUCUGCUGCAAAAACAUCUGCACCAUUAAAUCAGAAACACAGUCCUGCACCUGAGUGCAAUGGGGAGAGCAGCGAGCAACCCAAAGCAUCAAAGAAGUUCAGCCCACCGGUGAGGGAGACGUGCAUCGCUUGUCUGAAGACGGUGUACCCGCUGGAGAGGCUGGUUGCUCUUCAGCAUGUCUACCACAAAAGUUGCUUCCGCUGUGUUCACUGCAGCACAAAGCUCAGUCUUGGGAACUACGCCUCUCUGCAUGGUAACGUCUACUGCAAGCCCCAUUUCAGCCAGCUGUUUAAAGCCAAAGGAAACUACGACGAGGGCUUCGGCCACCGUCCUCACAAAGAGCUCUGGGAGCCCCGAGCUGAUGGAGAAGAAGGCGAGGAGCCGGUGACGCCAAAGGAAAAAGAGGGACCAGCAGUGCUGACGCAUCCAGCUGAGAGCAUCUCAGACAAAGAGGAGAGCCCAGCUGUGGAAACAUCCUCGCAGGUUAAAGUUACAGACCUCACCGCCUUACUGGAGACACGUGUGCAGACAAAAGCCAGGUCUGAUGAGAAGUCUGCAGAGAAACCAGCAGAGAAACGCAGGCUGAGGGUCGCCUGGCCUCCCCCGGCUGGCGAGCGCCACUCUGGGACAGAAGCACUCAGUCCAGUCACAGAGGGAGUUUCCUCUGGCCGACCCUGGAGAGCCAAGUGGCCCCCAGAGGACGAGGCGCCAGCAUCCUUCCAGAGCUCAGACCGGGCCGAACUGAAGAGCCUGAGGAGGAGCUCUUCUUUAAAGGAGCGCAGUCGGCCUUUUACGAUCGCAGCUAAACCAAACCCAACAACCGCUCUGGGACCCCGGGAGCCUCGUCGCCCGCUCAAAUCCCUCCUGGAAUGGAGAGCAUCAUUCGAGGAAAAACACUCAUCUGAAGAAGCACCCAAGGAAAAUAAGCCAGAGCGUCAGCCGGUGAAACAACAGGAAAAGAAAGAAAUGCUUCAAAUACCAAGCGAAGACGUGAAAGGUGAGGCCGUCUCAGAGGAGGUGGAGACCAAGCCACAGGAAGAAAAAGUCCAACAAGAGCAGAAAGAAAAAGCAGCAGCAGCAGAGAAGAUGGCUGUAGACGAAGGCUCUCAUAGAAGCGUCUCUCCGGAUAUUUCACCGUCCCCCUCUCCACCUUUACAGCCAAAACAGAACCGCGGCUCCCAGGAUGUGGGCUUCUGGGAGGAGGACAAAGAGGGAAGUGAUGCCGAGGAGCUGAGCGCAGAGGAUAUAAUCAAGAGGAACCGCUACUAUGACGAGGAGGACUCUGACUCAUAGAAACAUGUUUCAGUCUUACUAUCACACCCAUCCACCAUAUAACACUUGUUUUCUCAGUUUAUAUGUAGAUCACAAAUGUAGCUUUGCCAGAUUUGAUAGUGGUAUAGCAGAGAUGCAAAAAACAGUGGAAUAGUUGUGUGAGAGUGCAUUUAUAUUGCAACAACUGCCUUUAAUUGUUAAAGUACAAAUAAUUUUUUUUAACUUUUUAAUUAUAUACUGUAAAAGAAUCAAACCGAGCUUUUAUAUGAGUCCUGAUUAAACUGGAAGGUGGGCCUCUGUUAAUUUACAUCAUCUCGAUAAUUAUAUGCACCGUAUUAUUUGCAGGUACCGUGUCCGAAAACUAUUACACUCUACGCUGCACUUGAAGUGCUUUUUAAUGACAGGCAGCGCGUUGAGCAAAGCAGUCAUUAUGUGCAUUUUUGAAUGCAGAAAAUACCAAAAUAUCUUCCACCAAAAAAAGCACACACCAGUACUGCAUUUUUAAGAUUUUUUUGGAGAGUGAAUGUCUUGCAUUAUGUUGUUCGUGUUUUUACAUAUUGCCACAAUUUAAUUGUUAAUUGCUGGAAAAAGAAAAACAAACCAAAUGAGAAUGUUCUCGAUUAAGUUUAAGGAAACCUCCAGCUGCUCCAACAUGUCCAGCUGACUUUUUAUAAUAUCUCCUCUCAUUGGACCAUCAGAGGGUUUAAAAUGACUGGAAAUAUUGAAAUACUAUAGAUAGAUAUAUGUAAUCCAUUGCUUUGCUUUAUAGAGCUUUACCUUCUCCCAGCACGUGAAUAUACAGACAGACAGGCUGGUAAAGCUUAACAUUGUCCUGCAGGGGGCCCUCUGGUUUGGUAAAUCUGCCUGAUCCCAGUCUUUAAUUAUAUUUAACAUAUCAUCUCCCUGGGCCUUCUGGAUGUCUUUUAACAUUUUCAAAAUAUGAUCCACUUUAUAUGGUAUGCAAAACACUUUAUAUUUUAAAAUGUGCCGUGGAAUAUAUGUUUGCACUGCAGAAUAUUUUUUAAUAAUUUGUAUAAUGACACAUUGGACAUUACAGUCUGAACUGUUAUUAAAGAACAAUUAAAGAUUAUGAAUAAGCACA
Plectropomus leopardus (leopard coralgrouper) is the source of this 3212-nucleotide messenger RNA. Its product is annotated as LIM domain and actin-binding protein 1-like. The record is from RefSeq and is a predicted model, not a curated record. Lineage: Eukaryota; Metazoa; Chordata; Actinopteri; Perciformes; Serranidae.